This is a messenger RNA of Raphanus sativus (radish), 613 nucleotides long. RefSeq lists its product as uncharacterized. The transcript has a single exon. NCBI's taxonomy places the organism in Eukaryota, Viridiplantae, Streptophyta, Magnoliopsida, Brassicales, Brassicaceae. The coding region runs from base 152 to 373 and encodes 73 amino acids. The record is from RefSeq and is a predicted model, not a curated record.
AUUCACUCUUCAGUUCCAUCAAGAAACUUAAAACUGCGACACAUAAAGAAAAUUCUUUAAUUUCCAAAAGAAAACACUCCCAAAGGUUUCCACUGCUUUGAUUCCUUUCCUACCAUCUUGAUUCUCGACGAAGUGUAUCAAGUUAUUCAAAAUGGAUGUCUACAUAUCGGAAGAGUACGUCCACCGCCGGAGAAUGGAGAAAAAAGCUGCCGCCGUUGCCGGCAAAAAUCUGAGGCUAGGCUUUUGUACUAGUAAAAUACAGGAAAAGAGAAAAAACAAUCCUCGGAUGUCGGAAUCUCGGCCGGAGAAUGAGUUCAUGGUAGCCGGCGGUGGUGUUUAUGAGAGUUUUGUCUUCCAAUGCUUCUCCCCGUAACUAAUAACCAAAAAAGCGUUAGCGUUUAAUGAUCCAAACGCAGCCGCAGUGGCAUGUAUGUGCAUGAGCGGUUAUUAGUUGUAGCUCUUGUAUUGUACCUCUUGAUUUACUUUUUUUUGGGCAAAGAUACCUCUUGGUUUACUAUAGUGUGUUUUCUCUUCCUAAUUAACAAUGUGUUGUUACUCAUAAACUACUAAUAUUUGGCAAACGUGAAAUAUGAAUCACAAAUUACAUUGUUUA